Molecule: messenger RNA, 1107 nt
Organism: Myxozyma melibiosi
Lineage: Eukaryota; Fungi; Ascomycota; Lipomycetes; Lipomycetales; Lipomycetaceae
Product: putative sodium bile acid cotransporter
Exons: 2
Cellular component (GO): plasma membrane
Source: RefSeq, a predicted model, not a curated record
CUGAACAUGGUUCUCGACCAGUGGUUCCUCGUCUGCCUCGGUAUUGCCAUCUUGAUUGCCUACCUCGUGCCCAACCUCGGUCGCAAAGGCGGCUGGAUAGCUGCUCAGUACUCAAUCGUUUACGUCUGCCCCGCCCUCAUCUUCUUCAUCUCCGGCCUCACCAUGAAUUCAAAAGUUUUCCUAAAAUCCGCAACGCUCUACCGGGUCCAUCUCGUUGCUCAAAUAUUGUCAUAUAUGUUCACCAGCUGCAUUCUCUUCGUUUUCGCAUAUGCCGCCCUCAUGUCAGACGACCCGCAUCUCAGCACCGCUGUCAUCGCCGGCUUUAUCCUUCUCGGCUGCACACCUACUACAAUCGGUUCCAACGUCGUCUUUACGCGUAACGCCCACGGAAACCAUGCUGCGACACUAGUGGAAGUUACCAUUGCCAACCUCCUUUCUCCAGUACUCUCUCCGGCGCUCAUCAGUAUGUACAUGUCCUCGACGGACAAAUGGGGUGAUUUCCGACCUGCGGGCAAGUCGAGCGGCGGAUACAGCACGCUCUAUCGUUCGGUCUUCAAACAGCUUGGUCUUACAGUCUUCGUUCCUCUCUUCGUCGGCCAGGUCCUGCGGUUCUUUUUUGAGAAACAAGUGACGUGGUUUGCGCUUAAAUUCAAAAUCAACAAAUUCAGUCAAGUGUUCCUGAUUCUCAUCAUGUGGAGUACUUUCUCGUCUUGCUUCUACACCGGCGCGUUUGACGAGUCGAGUUCACAGACUACAGCACUUGUUCUCAUGCAGAAUUUUGGCGUUUAUUGGUUUUUCCUGUUCGUGACUUUGCUGAUUACCCGAGGAUCACACAAACUACGCUUCAAGAACAAGUACCUUGAUGCAUUUGUUGGCUUCUUCCGCUUUAACAAGCGGGACACUAUUGCGAUCUGUUAUGUUGUUCCUGCAAAAACACCAGCCCUCGGAGUUCCGUUGAUCAACGCUCUCUACAGUCACUCCUCUAUCAAUGACCAGGCAAAGCAGAUGCUUCAGAUUCCCAUUAUCUUAUAUCAAAUCGAGCAGCUCUGUUUCUCUUCAUUGUCGGUUCCAGUGUUCAGAAGAUGGGUUGCCGACGAAGAAGAGGAA